Messenger RNA from Sorex fumeus (smoky shrew), 1088 nucleotides. Its product is annotated as cofilin-1-like. The record is from RefSeq and is a predicted model, not a curated record. NCBI's taxonomy places the organism in Eukaryota, Metazoa, Chordata, Mammalia, Eulipotyphla, Soricidae. Gene Ontology annotation, cellular component: actin cortical patch; actin cytoskeleton; lamellipodium. Gene Ontology annotation, molecular function: actin filament binding. The transcript has a single exon. The coding region runs from base 78 to 578 and encodes 166 amino acids. Gene Ontology annotation, biological process: cell motility; actin filament severing; actin filament fragmentation.
AGUCGGAUCCCGGCAGCAGCUGCGGCGCCCGCGUCUUCCCGAGCUCUCGUCGCCGUCUCCUUUUCGCUUCCGGAAACAUGGCUUCCGGCGUGGCUGUGUCCGAUGGUGUCAUCAAGGUGUUCAAUGACAUGAAGGUGCGCAAGUCGUCCACCCCCGAGGAGGUGAAGAAGCGCAAGAAGGCAGUGUUCUUCUGCCUGAGCGAGGACAAGAAGAACAUCAUCCUGGAGGAGGGCAAGGAGAUCCUGGUGGGCGACGUGGGCCAGACCGUGGACGACCCCUACGCCACCUUUGUCAAGAUGCUGCCCGACAAGGACUGCCGCUACGCCCUCUAUGACGCGACCUACGAGACCAAGGAGAGCAAGAAGGAAGACCUGGUGUUCAUCUUCUGGGCCCCAGAGUCUGCGCCUCUUAAGAGCAAAAUGAUCUACGCCAGCUCCAAGGAUGCCAUCAAGAAGAAGCUGACGGGAAUCAAGCACGAAUUGCAAGCAAACUGCUACGAGGAGGUCAAGGACCGCUGCACCCUGGCAGAGAAGCUGGGGGGUAGCGCCGUCAUCUCCCUGGAGGGCAAGCCGUUGUGAGCCCCCUCCAGCCCCCUGCCUGGAGCAUCUGGCGGCCGAGCUGCCUCCGGGGGUUGCAGGCUGCCCCCUUCCUGCCAGACCUGAGGGGCUGGGGGAUCCCAGCAGGGGGAGGGCAAACCCUUCACCCAUUUGCCAAACAGCCCCCCCACCCCCCGGACCUUCUUCUUCCCUCCAUCCCCGACGGUUCUGGCCUUCCCAAACUGCUUUUUGAUCUUCUGAUUCCUCUUGGGUUGAAGCAGACCAAGUCCCCCCCCCAGGCACCCCAAUUUUGGGGGACCUGUAUUUUUUUUAACGACACCCCACCUCCCCACCUGCUUCCCCUUUCCCAUGCUGCCAACUCUAACCACAAUAGUGACUCUGUGCUUGUCUGUUUAGUUCUGUGUGUAAUGGAACGUUGUGGAGAUGACCCCCUCUGCGCGCCUCACCCCUCCCCUCCCCUUGGCCUCUCCACUCCUGGAGCACUAAGACUAAGGGACCUUCAAUUAAAAAAACACAACAAUAAAAAAAAAA